Messenger RNA from Orbicella faveolata, 1432 nucleotides. RefSeq lists its product as uncharacterized. Lineage: Eukaryota; Metazoa; Cnidaria; Anthozoa; Scleractinia; Merulinidae. The record is from RefSeq and is a predicted model, not a curated record.
ACAGGGAAAUAGUUUUACGAAGACUAGACGCGCCCAAAAACAUCCUCGACCAAACGUGCGCUACCGGUCGACACUGACUUCGCAAUUGCAAUAAGAUGUUGCAGCAACCAAGAUCAAGAGUAGAGAAUGAUUAUUUCAUAGGACAAAGUUCUGGAAUUUACGAUGAGCUUCGUUUCUACGAAAACCCGUCAGUCGAAUUGGAUUUCAGCAGUCUUGAUGUGGCUGCGUUUACGAAAAACAGCAGUGUGUACAGAAAUCAAUCCCCUAAAACGCAAGCAAAGGAAGCAAGGAAAAGUCGUCCUGAACCCAUGUCGUACAUGGAGGAGACAGACCCAUGCGGGAAGUUGUACCACUCGACAUCGCGACGAAUGAAACGUCUCGUGGCACUGAAUUCAAUUCUGUCUGUUCUGACCCUAAUUUGUCUUGGGUUCACAAGUUUUCUUUGUUACAAACUGCUUAUUGAGAACGACGGAGGGACCUGCGAAGGAUGCCACAAUGAUACACCAGUGUCAGGAUUUCCAACAGUGAUGCCCAGAGUCGCGUGGAAAAAUCUCUCAGAAAAUGUACAAACCCUCAAGGACAACGUUUCAUCCCUGGAGGAGAUCAGUGUUAUUUUAAGCACGAAAGGAAAAUCGCUGCAAGAAUCUAUCAAGAAAAUUUCGGAAGAUCUGACAAAACUGAGCGACGAAAUCAACAGGACGCAACAACACUUGCUUAAAAAUAAGCAAGCCAUAACUACCCUAAAUUCAACGUCUUUGAAGAAGGACGUUUUCUUAGAGUUAUGGCGCAAAUUAAAUUCCACUGAAAAUGACCUACGGGACGUAAAAGAUCAGGUGAUAAAUAUGAGUAAAAUCGUUCCUCCAAGAGGACCUCCUGGCUAUAAUGGCACCCAGGGCCCUGUCGGUAGUCCUGGACCUUCGGGACCUCGAGGAUCACCAGGGCCUGGAGCCAAUCUUUCUCUUUGUCGUUACCAGAAGAUUGAAAGCGCUCCAGUAACACCUGAUUUUUACGCGAGAACUGAAGUAUCUGUGACAGAGCAAAAGGGCAAGCAAAUCAUGGCUGUUCAUUGCGAUACCAAUGACGCUAAAGUAAGUCAACUGUCACGCUCCAAGGACUCAGAUCAAAGACAGAAGUACACGUGCGAGUGUAAAGGCACCGUGAGCACUGGGGCAGGCCAAAUGUAUUGUUAUCUUCAUUACUGGGAAUGCCCUCUAAGCACAUAAAAAAACAAAAAAACAAAAAAACAAAACAACGAAGGGUAAAAAGGUGAGCGGUGAUAGUGGUGGUAGAGGACGUGUGGUUCGCGGGGGAGGGAAGGGUCAGCGGAGAUAGAAAUGUUUUUCAAUGCAAAUGUUCCAUUAAAUGAUAUUAACCAAGAUGAUAAUCUAUUGUACUAACUAAUAAUUGAAAUUUAUUAUGAUGAAUUUCAUAA